Messenger RNA from Fonticula alba, 1005 nucleotides. RefSeq lists its product as hypothetical. Lineage: Eukaryota; Rotosphaerida; Fonticulaceae. The transcript has 2 exons. The record is from RefSeq and is a predicted model, not a curated record. Gene Ontology annotation, cellular component: small-subunit processome. Gene Ontology annotation, molecular function: protein binding; snoRNA binding. Bases 1 to 1005 code for a protein of 334 amino acids.
AUGGACCCCAACCGCGUGCUCGGACUCGUGCAGCAGUUUCUCUUCGAGCGCGGCCUCCACCAGACCCUGGCCGCCUUCGAGGAGGAAACCGGCGGCCUGCUGGACGCCUACGACCAGGACAUGGCCCGCACGCAGCCCGGCGGCCAGCUGGUCGAGAUGCUGAACACCGCCUUGCAGGCCCGCGUGGAGGCCGGUCUGGCGGAGAUGGCCAUCGCUCGGUCGCUCUCUCCGGCGGACGCGGCCUUCCUGGCUCCGCACCCGGCCGGCGUGCCGGGCAUCAGCCUCCUCCGGAACCUGGCCGGCCUCCACGGAAACAACAUCCUCUGCGUGGCGGUGCAGCCCCCGGUCCCGGAUGGCAGCCAGACCCCCGACCAGCCGCGCUACCUGGCCACCGGCGGCGCCGACCAGCAGGUCAUCCUGACCAACCUGGCCACCGGCCUGCCGGAGAAGUACCUCCACCACCACCGUGCCGGGGUCCUGUCAGUGGUGUUCAACCCCCGCCGGCCGGAUUUGCUCAUCUCCACCUCCAUGGAUGCCACGCACCAUCUGAUUGACGCCUCUGCGGACAUGUUCUCCGCCGUGGCCCAGUCCUGGGCCGACCACAAGAAGUUCCUCGUCCGCGCGGCCUUCAAGUUCAGCCCCUGCGGCGGAUACCUCGGUGUCCUGACCGACCGCAGUCGGCUGAUCAUCUUCCGCGCGCACUCGGCCGAGCAGGUGGCCAACAUCUAUGGCAUCGACACCGACCCCCUGGGCAUGCCAUCCUACGUGUGGCACCCCUCCGGCAAGGUGCUUUUCGCCGUGACCAACGACCGGAACAUCGCCUGUGUCAUCCUGGCCACCCAGUCCAUCUGCCAGAUCGCCCGUCACCACCGGAACGUCGUGCGCGGCCUCGCCUUUGACGCGACCACCGAGCGCCUGUACGCCUGCUCGUAUGACAACUCCGUCAGCGAGUGGGGAGUCACCUUCACGUCCAAUGCCGCCUCGCCAACGGUGCACCUGUCUUGA